UUAWUCAUUAUACACACAUAGAUUAACUGACUCUAAAAUCCACAAAUGGAUAUUUAGAACAGCUUGGAAAUGAUUUUUAACCGACACAUAAUUGUAUUAGAGUCUACGAGGAGUAUUUUUGUGGCUUUACGAUGAAGAUAACAGUGAUUUUUGAUUCAGUUCGUGUAAUAGUUCCGUGUGGGAAUGGCGAACUGUCUGUCCGGGAUUUGACUCAACGCGCAGUUUCUCGAUAUAAAAAAGCUACUAAUAAGCACCCCGAUGAUUAUGUUGAAGUACAAGUAUUAGAGACAUGCGAAGAGCAAGGGAUUCUAGAUCCUGAUGAUGUCGUUGCUGAUGUAUUGGACGAUAAGGAAAAGGUCAUAGCAGUAUUUCAAGAACAGUCCUUAAAUCGUCCAUAUCAUAAUGGUGGCGAUGGAAUGAGUACGUCAUCUAUUGGCACCGCAAGCCCAGAUAUAUUCCAAGCAGAAAUCUCAAGUAUAAAUAAUGACUCCAAAAUGAGAAGUAUAUCACCAGAAAAAGAUGAAAACCAAAACAUUACCUCAAAAUUAAUUGUCGUUUCAUCAGCACAGAUUAGAGAAAAACCACAGCCGCCUCCAGUGGCACCAAAACCAAAUAUUUCAAGAACAAAAGAGCCUUCUGUUCCGACAGUUGAUAGUGAUUCGGGGAUAUAUGUAACUUCAUCAAGAACUUGUUUUGGCUCUGACUCAUCCAAAUCUGAAGUUAGCGAACCUAUUUCUACUCCACGGGUUAUGAGAAUGAGUGAGACUGCAUUCGUUGCUAUUGGUACGCCUAUUAUUGCACCAAAUAAACCAUUCAAUUUCAAUGUUAGUAAUAAUAAUAAUACAAGAAAUACAUCAACGAGUGAUUUUGAACAAAUGGAUGACGAUGAAGAAGAUGGUCAAUUCUCACUGGGUAGAAACUCGGCUCGGCAAAGUAUGUUUAUCGACCAUCCUGCAUUAGAUCGAUGGGCUGAAUUUCAGGAGAAAAGGAUGUACGAAGAAAGAGAAAAUUCACAGGGGUUUGUUUCGGCUGAUGAAAGAGAAGAACCUGCUGGAGCGUCAAUGUCACCUACGGAUGAUAUAACUUUUGAUAACAACAUGUUUUCUAAUGAAUGCCUUGAUAAACAAGAUGGUGUCUCAAAUAAUUCUUUCUAUAGUGGAGAUUCUGAUGAAUCCCUGGCUAUUGAGCUCCAUCCUCAAACAUCUGGUGAUCUUGGGUUUACUGUAGCAGGCUAUAAAACAGCUGAUGGAAGAGAACUUGGGUUAAUCGUUCGGAACAUUUCUCCAGAUGGUUGUGCAGCAAGAGAUGGCAAAUUACAGAUUGCUGACAGAAUUGUUGAGAUUAAUGGUAGUAAUUUACAAAAUCUGUCCAAUAAAAGGGCAGAAGAAAUAUUUUCUGAGUCAAUCAAGGUGCCAGUAGUAAAACUUGUUGUAUCAGGCUCAUCUACCUUUGUACAUGAAGAGAGAAUAAGCAAAGACGAUACUGAAGAAGAUAAGAAUACAGUACAGGAAGUAACAGUUGCAGAACAAGUGCUAGAACAAGAGACUCUGCCAGCACAGUAUUCAGUUAGUCCUGAACCAAAUAGUGGGAUUGAGCCACCGCCAGGAUUCAGAGAUGAUAGGAAGGCCCAAAUGAAUGGACCCCAGUUAUCUUCAAAUGUMAAAAAAGUCAACAAGAAAAUAUUGCUAGAGCUAAACAAGGGUUCAGAUGGUCUAGGGUUCAGUAUCACUACACGUGACAACCCAGCAGGAGGUCAUACACCUAUCUUUGUCAAGAGUAUCUUGGCCAAGGGAGCUGCAAUAGAAGAUGGUCAAUUAAAGAGUGGUGACCAGAUACUCGAGGUGAAUGGAACCAAGAUGACUGGUAAGAGUCAAGGAGAAGCGGUCAACAUUCUCAGAAGUACGAGAGGACUUGUGAAACUGUUGAUACAACGAGAAGAAUUGAUUCAGUCAGCAACCAAACCAGCUAUUCAGGUUAAUGAAGAGAGUACUCGAAAUCUUCGAGAGCAAGGAAAACAGGUCUUGACAUUCAAGAUUCCCUUGAACUAUACUGGAGCAGCAGGGCUUGGUGUUAGUGUGAAAGGAAAAGUAGAUGAAUUGGAAGAUGGAAGGGAUUCUCCACAAGAUAAAGGGAUUUUUGUCAAGUCUGUUAUUGCUGGAGGAGCUGCUCAAAAGGACGGCAGACUUCAAGCAGAUGAUCAACUGCUUAGUGUCAAUAAUGUAUCAUUCCUCGGAGUACCCAAUUCAGAAGCCAUUGAUAGACUAAGAACAUCUAUGCAGUCUACUCGACUUGGACAAGCAUUCAUUGAGGUUACUAUUGCACGGGAUAAAGAUGAUGAUGGUAAAGACAUGGUGGACUUUCAUCAGCCAGAACAGGAGAGACCUAUUGAGGCAGGAUCCCCAUCUCCUGUAGUGACAAAGAGUGUUCCUGUUGUACAACAGAAUAUAUCCUAUCAAAAUGUACCUCAGGUCCCGAGAACUAGUCUGGAUCAAGGAUCUUUAGAUGAUGAUGACGAAGACGAUGAAUUCAGCGAGGAACCAGUCGCGUUGAAUUUCUCCGUCGCAAAGUCAAGAAACAUAGUCCAACGAAACGAAUCCUACUGCUUUGCCGUGACCAAAAGCAAACAACCAUACCGCCGCAGCCCGCUCAUAACACGAGAACCCGCUCGAUCCUCUGGAGCACUUAGAACAUCCAUGUCAGGAAACAUCCCAAACAGACCCUCUAGUACUGUUGCUAUGCCAACGCCUCCAUUAGGAAGCACUCAGGAUAGAUCUGCUGUCAAUGACGGUCCAGAUAGUCAGUCAAAUGUAUCCAAGGUGUCGAAUCCUACCCCAGUACCACCCCCACGGGUAGACUCUUAUAAUAGUUCUGUAAUCGCAAACUAUCAAAUCCAUCAACAGAUGGCUAAUGGUAGAUAUAGUAAAUUGAAUGCCAACACUAGUCAAGAUCAAGGGACAAUACCUCCUGCAGUACCGCAACCACCUUUACUUAUAGCAAACGAGAAAGAGAAGUUAUUAUCCGCCUACCCCAAAGGAUACGAGAGAACGCGUAGCUCUGAAUCAGAAACGAUGGAUAAUGAGGUGUUUAAUGACAGUAAAGACGUAGUGUUUGCUGGAUCAGAACUUCCUGAUGAUAAUCCUUUUGAUAGAGAAGGUUUCGGUAGACAAUCCAUGUCGGAGAAAAGAGCACGCGCGUCAAUGGACGCCAAAAAGACUGAAAUAUACCAAAAACGAGAAAGGCAAAAGUUAGCCGAGGAAAAACAAAAACCUACCAAGACAAGACCGUCGAGUAGUUACGAGAAUAUGAAUUGCGAAGGGACUCCUUCUCCUUUACGGAAAGCCAAGUCAGAAGGACAUAUGCAAGCUGCUGCUAUUGAUGCACAAGUAUCAAGAAAGACGUCAUCCAGUAGUCCGAUGUUGAUAUCCACCUCUGACAGCUCUCUUAGACCUGGUGUCAACGGAAAAACACGAACCUCUAGUGGCAGUACUAGUAAUCUCAGCUUUAGGAAUGCAAUCGAAGGAGCAUCAACAUCAAGCUUAGGGCGUGACAUGCCUAAUGGUGUCGCUAGACAGAGUCAGUCAGAUGAUGCACAAGAUGAAAUACCCAUUACCAUGACAAGCAAAGCAGACUUCAAUGCUGUACAACAGAAACUGGCCAAGAAACCUUUCUACCGGAAAUUCAAAAUCGGCAAAACACGACGAGGGGAGUAUAAUAUAUCAGACAUUGAAAGGUCACCAAAACACUCGAUAUAUUCACAAGAAGCAUUGAUUGACUUCCCAUCUGAACAACGAUACCGUCAGCUCGUAAGUCACUAUGAUGAGUCCGACAAUAGACCAAACAGUAUGCCAAGUAGAGGGAGAAAAUCAGGCAAGGAUCAGAAUGACGGGAAACGACUGUCCAAUCAACCAAGCAGUAACAAGAUAGGUAGAGUUAUUAUGUCUGAACCUACUCAAGUUUAAUUGUGCAAUGAUAUAGUGUGUCAUGGUGUAUGGGUAACAACACUUGGUCGUGGUAUAUAAGACAAUAACCCAUGAUUGUGUGUACUAAUGUCUCUGUAAAGAUGAAUAGAGAUAACAGGGAUAUGAAGUGGUGUAUGGGGUAAUAACCCAUGAAGGUGGUCAUGUUAUAUAGGACAAUAACCCAUGAUGGUGUGUUAUGUCUCUGUAUAGAUGAAUUUAGAUAACAAGGAUAUGAAGUGGUGUAUGGGGUAAUAACCCAUGAUUUAUUCGUGGUAUAUAGGACAAUAGCCCAUGAUGGUGUGUACUAAUGUCUCUCUAUAGAUGAAUAUAAAUAACAGUGAUAUGAUGUGGUGUAUGGGGUAAUAACCCAUGAUAGUGGUCGUGGUAUAUCGGACAAUAGCCCAUGAAGGUGUGUACUAAUGUCUCUGUAUAGAUGAAUAUAGAUAACAGUGAUAUGAUGUGGUGUAUGGGGUAAUAACCCAUGAUAGUGGUCGUGGUAUAUAGAACAAUAACCCGUGAUGGUGUGUACUAAUGUCUCUGUAUAGAUGAAUGUAUAUAACAGGGAUAUGAACGCGCUAUCAAGCUUGUACAGUAUAGACAAGAAUGCAAGGAUUUACACAAUUUAUAUAUCUAUUGUAUAUUUACAAAUAAUAUAGGAAAACACUUAAUUUAGAAUUGCUUUUAAUACUCUAGUAGUAUUCAAUACAUCGAUUAAAAAUCCAAUCGUAGACAUACAUAUGAAUAGGUAAUACCACAGGGAGCCUAAAUUCGAGAUUUACUAAAAACAGUUUGGAUUAAAAAUAAAUGUGGGCUCCCUGUGUUAUCUUUUGAUCGAUGUUCCCGCCCUAUAUUUAUGACUCACUUACGUCCAAUAUUUUAUAAUCACAUUCUGUAAUUACUUGUUGGGAUACCUGUGGUAGGUAGUACCCAGUCCGUACUCUGAUUAUACAUUGAAUAUAAAUGUAAAACAUAGAAAUGUAUUGAUAAAGAAAUAAGCAUUUACAAAGUUCCUGUUCUGCUGUGGUCUGCCUGAUGGAGCGGUCUACUUAUGGCUAGAAAUUAAAAUUAUUUUCCUAAUAUAAUAUCAAAAAGUUUUAGAUUCUAUAGAUUGGUUUUUAUUAGGGUACAUAGCUAUUGGUAUCGAUAGUGGUACUUACUUAUUGAUGUAUGUCAUACGAGRCUAAUAUUGGGAGGCCGUCGCGUCACAAGAAGUAGGGACUUUAAGAUUCGCAAAAUCUGCGAGGGCGACGUCUACCGGAAGUGUAAACAACUUCACUUUGGGGUUUCGCGCCUUCAAAGUCUGUAUUCCCUGUGGAUGAGUUGACUUUACUGACAAUGUUUUGAAUAAAAUUUCCAAUGAACAGAACCCAAAAAGAAAUUAUUUACACUUUCGGUUGACGUCGUCGUCGUAGAUUUUGCAAAUCUUAAUGUCCCUAGUGACGUCAUACUCUCGAUACUUGAUUUUUGAAAGUCAUAACCUGUUUUACCGGUUUACAUACUACUGACCUGUUUUACAGGUUAUCUCAUUACACGUCCCUGGAUUACUGGGGUUAUAUCAGUAAUACAAAUAUUAAGGCGGCUGAAUGUACUAGCUGUUUCCAUAGCAACAUAAAGACAUCUUUACUGCAAUGCUGCAUAGGCACAGUGAUAGACGUGAAACUCUUAAGAAACUCAAUGCGAGGUCUUGAAAUAAGCUGACAAGCAAGCUAUGGUGUUGUUACUAGUCUCUAGUAAACCAUCAAUGAGAGGAAAGUUUCAAACAGCUUUUUAUUUGUACUGGAUCACAAUAGAAAAUAGGCUUGAUAUUACUGCAUAUGUCACAUGUAGACACUGACCAACUUAUAAUAAACAUCUAUUAUAUUUGUA
Messenger RNA from Actinia tenebrosa (Australian red waratah sea anemone), 5825 nucleotides. Its product is annotated as partitioning defective 3 homolog. Gene Ontology annotation, biological process: establishment of centrosome localization; microtubule cytoskeleton organization; intracellular protein localization. The record is from RefSeq and is a predicted model, not a curated record. Gene Ontology annotation, cellular component: cell cortex; apical junction complex; adherens junction. Gene Ontology annotation, molecular function: protein binding; phosphatidylinositol binding. Lineage: Eukaryota; Metazoa; Cnidaria; Anthozoa; Actiniaria; Actiniidae.